AGACUGUACUGCAUGAAAAUCCCAGGAGGGCAGCUGUUUCUGUGAUGCUGGAACCACCACAUCUGGCACCAUCCAUCUGGCACAGUCACUUAGUCGCUUAGAUCACACAUUUUGCCCAUUCUAAUAGGCUAAUUUGGGUUGGAAGCCACUUGUGGUCCAGUCUGGUCUGAUGUGUUCUCAUCUCCUUAGAUAGGAGGCGCUGUUUUCUAAAAUGAGUCUCUCAAAGGAGCCAGAGACCAAAGGAGGAACCCUCAGCACUGAGAGGAAGAGGGUCCAGGUAGAUAGAGCAGGGUCACCUGUACCCAGCUGUCUGUCUAUGAAGUGUGAUCCUUCAAUGGAACCUCCAAUCAAGUUAAGACGAAAGUUUACAGGUGAUCAAAGGGUCCAGGUAGAAAGAGCAGGGUCACCUGUACCCAGCUGUGUGUCUAUGAAGAGUGAAGAGUCAAUGGGGCAACCAAUUCACUUCAGCAGCGGGUUCACAGGGGAUCCAAGGGUCCAGCAGUCACUGAAGUCCAGCUCUUUUGAAGAGAAGAGUUCAGAUAAAUUAUCUUCCCCAAAAAAGCCACCCCUCCAGGAGUGGGAUUCCCCCAGAAGACGGCAGUCUCUCCUGCGCAAUCUGAAGAAGCUGAAGAAGGAUGAGUUGAAACAGUUUCAGAGCCAUCUGAGUCAGAAUUGCCCAGAAUGCUUUAAAAUUCUGUCUGAAGAUCCUUCUGUACUUGAUAAGUUUAUGAAGAUCAAUAAAUUAUUUGAGAGUCAUCAAAUUGCUGAUUACCCAGAAUGCAUUCAGAGAGAACAGGAAGAUUCUGAGGCUGUGUACACAGUUGAGAAGAUGGUGGAGACCUGUGGCAGUGAGAGGUCUCUGAAGAUCACACUCCACAUCCUGAGGAACAUGAAGCGGAAGGAUCUUGCCGACUCACUGGAGAGAGAUGAGCAGCUCAAUGAACCCAUAAAAAGAGCCCAGCAGGAACUGAAAACUCAUCUGAAGAAGCAGUUUGAAUGCAUAUUUGAAGGUUUAGCUAAGCAGGCCAACCAAACCCUUUUGAAUGAUAUCUAUACAGAGCUCUACAUCACAGAGGGGGGAAGUGGGGGGGUUAAUAAUGAACACGAGGUCAGACAGAUUGAGACAGCAUCCAAGAGACAAACCACACAGGAGACUGCAAUCCUCUGCAAUGACAUCUUUAAGCCUUUACCUGGACAAGAGAAACCCAGAACUGUGCUUACAAAGGGCAUCGCUGGCAUUGGGAAAACCGUCUCUGUGCAGAGGUUCAUUCUGGACUGGGCAGAAGGAAAAGCCAAUCAGGACAUUGAUUUCAUCUUCACUCUUCCUUUCCGAGAUCUGAAUUUGAAGAAGGAAAGAGCAUUCAGUCUGAUGCAACUUCUGCAUCACUAUUUUCCACAACUGAAAGAGAUAAAAAGUAUUGAAGGUGAUCAAGUCAAAGUUGUGUUUAUCUUUGAUGGUUUGGAUGAGUGUCGACUUCCUCUUCAUUUCCAAAGCAAUAAGUUCUGCUGUGAUAUAACAGAAUCAUCAUCAGUGGAUGUGCUGCUGACCAACCUCAUUAAGGGGAAUCUGCUUCCCAAUGCUCUCCUCUCGAUCACCUCCCGACCAGCAGCAGCCAAUCAGAUCCCUCCUGAGUGUGUCCACCAGGUGACAGAGGUGCGAGGGUUCAAUGACCCACAGAAGGAGGAGUACUUCAGGAAGAGAAUCAGAGACCAGAACCUGGCCAGCAGUAUUAUCUCACACAUAAAGUCAUCCAGGAGUCUCUAUGUCAUGUGUCACAUACCAAUCUUCUGCUGGAUUUCUGCUACUGUUCUGGAGACAAUGUGGGGUAAAGCAGAGAGUGGAGAUCUGCCCAAAACGCUGACUGAAAUGUACACACACUUCCUGCUCAUUCAGACUAAUGUGAAGAAUCAGAAGUAUCAUGGCACUGAUGAGGCAGACCCAAAGAAGUCGUCAGCAUCAGAUACAGAAAUCAUCCUGAAACUGGGGAAGCUGGCUUUUCGACAGCUGGAAAAGGGCAAUCUGAUAUUCUAUGAAGAGGACCUGAGAGAGAGUAGCAUUGAUGUUAGUGAAGCUUCAGUGUACUCUGGGGUGUGCACAGAGAUCUUUAAAGAGGAGUGUGGGUUGUAUCAGGAGAAGGUCUACUGCUUUGUGCAUCUGAGCGUUCAGGAGUAUCUGGCUGCCUUGUUUGUGUUUCAUUCAUGUGUAAAUGAGAACAGAAAUGUACUCAGAGCAGAAAAAUCAAAACCUCAGAGUGACAGAGUGCAGCUGUCUGAGUUACACAGGAGUGCAGUGGAUCAGGCCUUAGAGAGUAAGAAUGGACAUCUGGACCUUUUCCUCCAAUUCCUUCUUGGUCUCUCUCUGGACUCCAUUCAGAUGCUCUUAGGAGGAUUACUGACACAAACAGGAAGUAGAUCAACUGUACCAGACCUACAGACACAGACAGAAAGCAGAUCACAGAGCAUUGAAAAAACAGUCCAGUACAUUAAGAAGAUGAUCAAAAAGGAGUCUUCAGCAGAGAGGACCAUCAAUCUGUUCCACUGUCUCAAUGAACUGAAUGUCAACUCUCUUGUGCAGGAAAUCCAGAAUUCCCUCAGAUCAGGAAAUCUCUCUGAUAAAAAGCUGGUACCAGACCAAUGUUCAGCUCUGGCCUUUGUAUUACUGAUGUCAGAGGAGAUCCUGGAUGAGUUUGACUUGGAGACCUACAACACAUCAGCAGCAGGUCAUCAGAGACUGGUACCUGUAGUCAGGAACUGCAGGAAGUCCAUACUGAACAACUGUAAACUCACACGGAAGUGCUGUAAUAUUGUGGCCUCAGCUCUCCAGUCAUCAAACUCACCCCUGAGAGAUCUGGACCUCAGCUACAAUAACCUGGGAGAUUCAGCAAUGAAGCUGCUCUGUGCUGGACUGAUGAGUCAAAACUGUAAACUGCAGAGACUGGGACUGAACAGCUGUAACCUCACAGAGAAGUCCUGUGAUAGUCUGGCCUCAUCUCUCCAGUCAUCAAACUCACCCCUGAGAGAUCUGGACCUCAGCUACAAUAACCUGAGAGAUUCAGGAGUGGAGCUGCUCUGUGCUGGACUGAUGAGUCCAAACUGUAAACUACAGAGACUGGGGUGAGUAGUGCUGUGUAUUGUGUGAUCUUAACUAAAUAGUAUGGUUCUAUUCAGUGAAAUAUUAAAACCCUCUUUCUCUCUGUUUACUCCUCUGUCCACCAGCAUUCUUUCUUUGCCCAUAUAUACCCUACUCUUCGAUCACAACAAGCAAAUAAAAGCAGGAUAAAACCUUUUGAGAGUUGCCAGGUGUGUGGUUCCUGAGCAGAAUGUAAGGUUUCAGUGGAGUCUGUAGUAUCAGGUCACAGGUGAUGACUGGAUGCUGAGUGUCUGAUUGACAGGGUAAAAGAUUGACCGCCUGUAUAGUAAAAUGUUUCAGGUCUGUCACACAUUGCAGUCUACAUCCAUCUCCAUUAUUCACUACCUGCUAUGAACUCUAAUGAAAUCUAAACAUUUACCCCACUCUCUUUCACACACUGACUUUUUGAUGAAGGUGAGUUUUACUCCUUCAUCACACACCUGUGUGUGCUGCAGGAUUGUGGUGUUUCUGAAAGGAUUGUGAAUAAAAUGGUAUUUUAUUCUGCUGGUAAAGCCGGGCAUUAACUAUUGGCCGGUAGGGUAUGUGUGUACAUCUUGGUGGGAGAGUGUCCAUCUGAACAACAUGUGAGCUGCUGUUCAGAUGCAGCGUUACAUCGUUUAGUUUAGUCACUUUUCUGUGGUUCCAGUCCCAAGUCAUAGCCUGGAUAUUAUAACUUUGUAAGCAGUCAUGCUGUGUGGAAUAGUCUGAUGCAGAAACCAAUAUUAUGGCUCUAGCUCCUAUCAUCUAAAGAAUAACUGCAUUUACAGGAGUAUUUCUUAGAUAAGUAUUCUAAUAAUCUUCAAAUGCCCCCACUUAUUACAUUUUUUGUGCAGUUUAUAUUACUCCACAAGGGCUACCAAACAUGUUGAUAAGGGGUUUUAAAAGAAAAAAAUGACCUAAUACAUCAGGAUUUUAUUUUCAUUAUUAUUAUCAUUGUUACAAAAAUAAUUAAAUGUAACAC
Messenger RNA from Anguilla rostrata (American eel), 4091 nucleotides. Its product is annotated as NACHT, LRR and PYD domains-containing protein 3-like. Gene Ontology annotation, biological process: intracellular signal transduction. The record is from RefSeq and is a predicted model, not a curated record. Gene Ontology annotation, molecular function: protein binding. NCBI's taxonomy places the organism in Eukaryota, Metazoa, Chordata, Actinopteri, Anguilliformes, Anguillidae. The transcript is spliced from 10 exons. The coding region runs from base 212 to 3118 and encodes 968 amino acids.